Messenger RNA from Gekko japonicus, 1032 nucleotides. RefSeq names its product neuropeptide S receptor 1 (gene NPSR1). The record is from RefSeq and is a predicted model, not a curated record. Gene Ontology annotation, cellular component: membrane; cytoplasm. NCBI's taxonomy places the organism in Eukaryota, Metazoa, Chordata, Lepidosauria, Squamata, Gekkonidae. The transcript is spliced from 9 exons. The coding region runs from base 1 to 1032 and encodes 343 amino acids. Gene Ontology annotation, molecular function: neuropeptide receptor activity. Gene Ontology annotation, biological process: neuropeptide signaling pathway; positive regulation of release of sequestered calcium ion into cytosol.
AUGCAAGACGGUGUCACAGAAGCCAGCAGCAGCCGGAACGGAGGCAUGGACAGGCUGGAUGCUACUCUGGUAACUUGCACGGAAACGCUGACUUUCACGGAAGUGCUGGAAGAAGAGGAGUGGGAAUCUUUUUAUUAUUCCUUUAAGACAGAGCAACUGAUUACCCUUUGGAUUCUCUUUGUCGUAACAAUUGGUGGGAACUCCAUUGUUCUGCUUUCCACCUGGAGGAGGAAGAGAAAAUCCAGAAUGACCUUUUUUGUUACUCAGCUAGCCAUAACAGAUUGUUUUACAGGACUCAUAAACAUCAUGACUGAUAUAAUUUGGCGCUUCACUGGAGAUUUCAUGGCCCCUGAUCUCGUCUGCCGAAUUGUGCGGUAUUUGCAGGUUGUACUUUUGUAUGCUUCAACCUACGUCCUAGUUUCACUGAGCAUAGACAGAUAUCAUGCCAUAGUCUAUCCCAUGAAGUUCUUUCAGGGAGAAAGGCAGGCGAAAGUCCUCAUUGUGGUUGCCUGGAGCCUCGCAUUCCUGUUUUCCAUUCCGACUCUGAUCAUAUUUGGGAAACGGCAGCUGUCCAAUGGGGAAGUGCAGUGUUGGGCUGUCUGGCCAGAUGACUCUUACUGGAUCCCAUACAUGACCACAGUGGCCUUCCUGGUGUACUUUAUCCCACUGAUUAUUAUCAGUGUUAUUUACUUCAUUGUGAUUCGAACAAUAUGGACUAAGAGCAGAGCUCAUGCUGUGAUUGUAUCUAACUGUUCUGAUGGGAAAUUCUGUGCGAGCUACGCCCACCGGGGCCUCAUAUCAAAGGCUAAAAUCAAAGCCAUCAAGUACAGCGUGGUCAUAAUUCUCGCAUUUGUGCUCUGCUGGAGUCCUUACUUUAUCUUUGAUAUCCUGGACAACUUCAGCGUCCUCCCCGAGACCAAAGAACGCUUCUAUGCAGCAGCGAUCAUACAAAACCUCCCGGCUUUGAACAGUGCCAUCAACCCUAUCAUAUACUGCAUCUUUAGCAACACUGUUUGCUCGUCUUUCAGUUGA